AUGGGCUGUGCGCCGUCGCGGGACGCUGCGGGUCCUCCGCUAGCGCGCCCCGUGAGGGUGGCGCCCAGCGACGAGCCCCUGAAGGUGAAGGCCAACGUCCAGGGCGUGCGGACGGUCGAGAACGACUCGCCGAGCUCCGCGAAGAAGCUCAGCCUGUCCAGCAAGGCGCAUAGUGGCGACGUGCCGUGCGCGGUGCUCAGCCACGAGGACGACAGGCAAUGCUACGGCGGUGCACCUCGCCCGGCGAACGAGGCUGCCCGCGUGCAGCGCCUGCGCCAGCUCGGCAUCCUGGACACCCCGCGCGACGACCCGGUCUUCUGCGGCAUCGUUCGGACCGUCCAGGAGAUCUGCCAGGUCAAAAUCGCACUCGUAUCGCUCGUCGACUUAGAUCGACAGUGGCAUAAGGCCUCUGUCGGUUUCGAGGAGGUGGCGGAGGUGGACCGCAGCCUCUCGAUAUGUGCGUGGACGCUGCUCGGGGAGGACAGGCAGCCCGAGGUGCUGGUCGUGCCGGACGCCUGCAAGGACGACCGCCUGCGCGACCACCCCUUCGUCCGAGGACCCCUGCACCUGCGCUUCUACGCCGGCGCGCCGCUCAUCACCUCGGACCACGUCCGGCUCGGCACCCUGUGCAUCAUGGACACCGUCCCGCGCCCGGACUUCAACAAAAGCCACAUCAUGCUCCUCAAGAACUUCGCGGAGAUCGCCGUGCGCGACAUCGAGCGCCGCGAGCUCGAGGCCCGCGCGCUCCGCGCCCACCGGCCCUCGCGCGACGACGCCAUGAGCGUCGGGGAGGCCGCGUCCGUCACGAGCAACCCCCUGCGGUCCGCUCUGCGCGCCGCGGUGCAGGCCCGCCACCGCCGCGCGUCCUCGGGGUCGCUGCACUCCAAUCGGGAGCUCGCCGGCUCCAGCCACAGCGCCAAGCGCACCGUCACCUUUGGACGGUCGCCCGCGGCGUCCUCGCACGGCACCGCGCGGCCGCCGGAGCUCGCGCGGCAGAAGCGCGCGAUCGACGCGCUCCGCGAGGCCGUCGUCAUGGUCGACGCCAGCCGCGCGGGGGAGGAGUGGCCCGUCUUGUUUGGCAACCGCGAGUGGAUCGCCCUCGCCGGGGAGGGCGCCGGGGCGGAGUCGGACCUGUGGGACGCGCUCAAGCUAGCCCCGGCCGUCGCGCCGAGCGACGCCGGGAAGCCGCCCGCCGAGCGCUUCUCCGCCGCGGUGGCGAGCGGCACGACGUUCCACGCGCUGGGCGCCGUGCACGGCACGGUCGUGCAGUGCCGGUUCAAGCCCGCGCAGGAGUUCAUGGACCUGAACGCGCUGCUCUCCGCGGAGCCGCGCGGCGUGCCGGACGCGGCGCCCGCGGCCAGCGAACCGAGGGCCAGGGCGAAGAAAUCGUCGAGUUUUGGCAGAGCGAAGAAGCAGUCUAGCUUCGGCCGGUCGAAUCAGGUGGUGGCGGCGCGGCGUGCGGACCUGGUGGGGCUGUACAUGGUGACGAUCGUGCGGGAGGCGCAGGAGGACGUGCUGGGGACGGCGUUCAGCGAGAUGGGGGCGGCGGCGGGCGGCGGCGGGCACGACGCGCAGAGCAGCGACUGGGCGCUGACGGGCGGCGGGCGCACGAGCGGCGCGGGCGGCAUGGGCAACCGCAGCAUGGCGAUGAGCGUGCCGUUCACCGUCUCGGACACCACGGCGGGAGGCCUCGGCGAGCGCAUCGGGAGCCUGGGCCUGGGGCUGACGGACAUGCCGGGGCCGAGCGGCGCGGAGCGCGACACUCUGCCGCUGCCGCCGUUCCUGGACGUGCAGAUCCAAGCUGCGGAGGACGGGGCGCCCUGGGCGAGCUACUAUGCGGGCCUGUGGGCCGGUGCCCCGGUGGCCGUGGUGUGCUACACGUGCGGUGCGGGGGCGAGCAACGGCGAGUACGACCGGCGGAUGGAGGUGGCGCUGAGCUCGCGCAUCGCGCACCCGAACGUCGUGCACACGUUCAAGGUCAAGAAGCGCAGGCCGCAGGUCGGGUUCAGCAACCGGCUGGUGGCGGGCGCCCUGGAGAGCUCGGUGGGGCUCGGGCUCUCGCCGCGCGUGGUGUCGUCGAUGAACGCGGACACCGAGCCGUCCAUGGAGCAGCGCAUCAACGAGAGCCUGCGCGACCCCGAGGCCGCGCGCCGCUCGCUCCCCAACGCGACGUACAUACCGCAGAAGGCGGCCUCGCUACGGGAGAGCCCCCUCGGACCGCGGGGCCGCAACAGCGUAGUUGCGACGACCCUGACGACGGACGACGAGAACCUGCCGCCGCGCGAGGGCGUCGAGAUCUGGGCGCUGCAGGAGCGGUGCCAGGGGGGCGCCCUCUGGGACUCGCUCCAGUCGCUGCCGUCGGCGGCGCACGCAGCAGCGGUCCUGCGCGGCAUCGCGCGCGGCGCGUCGUACCUGCACGCGCGCGGCCUCGCUCACGGCCGCCUCACGCCGGGCGCCAUCCGCAUGUCGUUGUCGCCCACGGGCGACGAGCUCGUGCCCAAAAUCGGCGACCUUCCGGCCGCCAACUCUCCGCCCAGCAACGUGCACGAAGACGAGAUGCCGUAUCUGGCGCCGGAAGUGAUCGCCGGGGAGCUGCCGACGCCCGCGUCCGACGCGUACUCGCUGGGCGCGAUCGGGCGGCUGCUGCUGGCGGGCCGCCUGGACGACGUCCGGGGAGCGCCGCCGCUGCGCCGCGCGGCGUCGCGCAUCCCCAGGACGCUUUGGGAGAUCCUCGACCAGUGCUUGGAGCCGCACCCCGCGAUGCGGCCCGUCGUCGAGCAACUGGCGUCCGCCAUCGACGAGGCGGACCUGUCGCUCUGA
Messenger RNA from Pedinophyceae sp. YPF-701, 2820 nucleotides. Lineage: Eukaryota; Viridiplantae; Chlorophyta; Pedinophyceae. The record is from the annotation of a GenBank genome assembly.